This is a messenger RNA of Thermothelomyces thermophilus ATCC 42464, 2569 nucleotides long. RefSeq lists its product as uncharacterized. The record is from RefSeq and is a predicted model, not a curated record. The transcript is spliced from 2 exons. The coding region runs from base 161 to 2443 and encodes 760 amino acids. Gene Ontology annotation, cellular component: mitochondrial membrane. NCBI's taxonomy places the organism in Eukaryota, Fungi, Ascomycota, Sordariomycetes, Sordariales, Chaetomiaceae.
CCUAUGCCGUCUCGAUCCCAACCUCUUCCCUGACUGACGUGCCAGCUUCCUUCGUGAGGUGUCCCUCUAUGUCUCCGGCACUGGCUGGCGUGCCUACGACCACGUCCUUGGCCAGCCCAUCUUCUACUCGGGCUUCUCGGAGCACAUUAAGAGCCAGAUCAUGUCGGCGACGCUGCUGCAGACCAAGAUUGCCCAGCUGGCCGACAUGCGAGUCGCCGUCGAGGAGAAACAGGGCUUGCUCAAUCCGGACGACCGGGACUUCGUCGUGAAGAAGGCCCAGCGCCGCGCCGUUCUCGUUCAGGCCCUACAGGAGGUGGCCGAGAACCUGACGGACAAGAUGAUAUGCAAGUUCGACAGCAAACCGUUCAUCAGGGGCGCGUAUUACCUGGUGACUCAGUUGCUGCUCAGGGCGUAUCAUCAGGGCAUUCACGUGUCGAGCGAGGAGGUGCUGCGGCUGCGGAGGGUGGCCGAGGAGGCGGCGAGGAAGAAGCAAAGCAUCAUCUUCCUGCCGUGCCACAGGUCGCACGUCGACUACGUCUCGAUGCAGCUGCUCUGCUACAGGCUGGGGUUGGCACUGCCCGUCGUGGUAGCUGGAGACAAUCUCAACUUCCCCAUCGUCGGGAGUUUCUUACAGCAUGCCGGUAAGCCCCCGCUUCUUGGAUUCUCCGUUCGUGCUGCUCGGAGGAUGCUCAUCGUUCCCCCAGGAGCCAUGUACAUCCGCAGGUCCUUCGGUGACGACCAACUCUACUCGACCUUGGUGCAGACCUACAUCGACGUCUUGCUCCAAGGCGGUUACAACCUCGAGUGUUUCAUCGAAGGGGGUCGCUCACGGACGGGCAAGCUGCUGCCCCCGAAGUUUGGCAUUCUCAACUUUGUCCUCGACAGCCUCUUGUCAGGCCGCGUCGAGGACGCCAUCAUCUGCCCCGUCAGUACCCAGUACGACAAGGUCAUCGAGACCGAAGGCUACGUUACCGAACUGCUGGGCGUGCCAAAGAAGAAGGAAAACCUGGCCGACUUCCUCACGGGCGGGUCUAGCGUGCUUUCCCUUCGGCUGGGGAGAGUCGACGUGCGGUUUCACGAGCCCUGGAGUCUGCGUGGUUUCAUCAACGAGCAGCUUCUGAGAAUUUACAAGAUGCCGCCGCCCAUCAACAUUGACUGGAGGGACACCAAGAACCAGGCGCGUCGUCAGAAACUCCUACGAACUCUUGGCUACAAGGUGCUCGCUGACAUCAACGCCGUGUCGGUGGUGAUGCCCACGGCCCUGAUCGGGACGGUCCUACUAACUCUGCGUGGUCGCGGCGUCGGAAGGACCGAGCUCAUCCGGCGUGUCGAGUGGUUGACAGACAGGAUACGAGCCAAGGGCGGGCGUGUUGCCCACUUUGGCAAUGCGCCGCUCCCCGAUGUCAUCGAGCGUGGUCUAGACGUGCUCGGCAAGGACCUGGUGGGCGUUGUCGAGGGCCUCGCAGAGCCGACGUACUACGCCGUUGACCGCUUCCAGCUGUCCUUCUAUCGCAACAUGACCAUUCACCUCUUCAUCUCGGAAGCCCUGGUGGCCGCGGCGCUCUACACAAGGGUGAAGCGGGGUGGCGGGCCCCCGAUUCAGGACAUCCCUUACCAGGACCUACACGACCAAGUCCUGUUUCUCUCAUCGCUCUUCCGCGGCGAGUUCAUCUACUCGGGCGAGGGCCUCGCCACCAAUCUGGAGAGGACCCUUCUCGGGCUCGAAGCAGACAAUGUCAUCCACAUCGAGCGGGACGAAGAAGGAAACAUCACCAAGGUCGGCCUCUCCGACGCCGAACGAGCUGCCGGGCGAGAGAAUUACGACUUUUACUGCUUCUUGAUCUGGCCUUUCAUCGAGGCCAGCUGGCUGGCCGCCGUCUCUCUCAUGGGUCUGACGCCGCCGGUUGGAACAAAAGAUGAUAUUUGGGUACAGGUAUCCAAGGCGCAAGAGAGCGCGCAGCUGCUCGGGAAAACCCUGUAUCACCAAGGCGAUCUCUCCUACUUCGAGGCGGUCAACAAAGAGACGCUCAAGAACUCGUACCAGCGCUUUGAAGAGGAAGGUAUCAUACAAGUCGUCAAGUCCAAGGACACGCGUAUCCCGCCGCGGCUGCGCGUCGCGCCCGAGUGGCGGCCGGGGAGGGACGAGAAGACGGGCCAGCUGCUGGCGUCGGGCCGGCUGUGGGACUUCACCGAGAAGAUCGCCUCGAGCCGGCGCGAGGGCAAGAAUCGGCGGGACGGGGCGACGGUCAGCACACGCGUGGUGGGGCUCACAGAUGCGCUGGGGCGGAAGCUGUUUGAGGAAGCCAUCAGCGGGGAGGAGGGCAAGGGCAAAGGAAAAGCGGCUGCGCCAGCGAGGCUGAGCAGGGAGGACGAGAGGAGCCUGAGCCGGAGUGUCAUGGAGCAGAAGAGGCGGAGGAGGUUAGAGGGGAGGGCACAUCUGUAGAGUCUCUUAUUUUGUUUGCGACGCGGGUGGGCGAGGCUUUGUCGGAUAUCUGGCCGUAGCGACUGGAAGGAGUUGCGGGGCUGGUGAGAAUACCAUACCUUUUUUUUUUUUUUGGGGGGGGGGGGG